This is a messenger RNA of Lycium barbarum (goji berry), 848 nucleotides long. Its product is annotated as vestitone reductase-like. The transcript is spliced from 4 exons. NCBI's taxonomy places the organism in Eukaryota, Viridiplantae, Streptophyta, Magnoliopsida, Solanales, Solanaceae. Bases 143 to 721 code for a protein of 192 amino acids. Gene Ontology annotation, molecular function: oxidoreductase activity, acting on the CH-OH group of donors, NAD or NADP as acceptor. The record is from RefSeq and is a predicted model, not a curated record.
UAAAAACUCUUCAAAAAAAUUGAAGUUAGGAUUGUAGGCGGAAGGUUAGGCACAUACAGUUGAAGUUCAGGUAUGCGUAGACUCAAAAACAGUUAAACGAGUUAUAUACACAUCCAGUGAUUCUGCAACGGCGUUCAAUGACAUGACUGGCUUAGAAGUUAUAGAUGAGAGCUCAUGGAGUGAUGUAGAAUUUAUUAGGAAGAAUUGUCCAGUUUUAGCUGCUUACUCAAUAUGCAAGACAUUGGCAGAAAAGACAGCCUUUGAAUUUGCAGAGAAACAUGAUAUUGAAGUAGUGUCAGUAAUACCUCCUUGGAUACAUGGACCCUUCGUCACUCCUCAUUGUCCUGGAUCCGUACGAGAUCUAAUGGGAUACUUUUUUGGAGAAAGAGAUUUGAUGAUAGAGCAUUAUCCUACUAUCCCUGUGGUCCACGUGGAUGAUGUGGCAAAUGCACACAUCUUUCUUUUUGAAUAUCCAAAUGCAAGAGGAAGAUACAUUUGUUCCAAUGUUGCAAUAACAAUAAAUCAACUCACAAGACUUUUAUCAGCAAGAUAUCCAGAAUAUAAAAUUCCAAUUGUCGAGUUGUCAAAGGAAGUAUGUGAUUCUCAAUAUCCUGAAUAUUCAUCAAAGAAACUCUUGGAGACUGGAUUCAAGUAUGAGCAUGGUCUGGAAGUGAUGUAUGAUGGAGCAAUUGAGUGCUGCAAAAUAAGGGGUUUAUUUUAAUUCAAGAUACAGACCUGAAUGCAGCAACAUAAAGCAUUUUUCUAAGUAUUGUCAUGUUUUGAGGAGAUUUAUUUUGUGUGUUCUGUUUUGGUUUCUGAAGUACUGAAAAAUUGUGGAAGCUAUUAAG